AUGGAGCAAAUUUCAGAAGGUUUAGAGGUGAAUGUUUCCGAUCAGAGAAAAGGAAACUCUGGAAGAAAGCCAAAGAACAUCAAUUUAGAGCAAAUCCCUACUAUUCCACUAAACAAGAGGUCCACUAUCAGAUCUCUAGCUUGGCAACUGGGAUGUAGCCCUACCACACUGCGUAGAAACUUCAAGCUAAAUUUGAUAAAGAGGCACACAAACUAUGUGAAGCCAGCUCUGAAGGAAAAGAAUAAGAAGGAUAGGAUGGAAUUUUGCAUGUCAAUGCUUGAUGAGACAACGAUAGAAACUUCAAGGCCUAAAUGGAAGACAAUGCAUAAUGUUGUGCACAUUGAUGAGAAAUGGUUCAAUAUGACCAAGAAAAAUAAGACCUACUAUCUGUUGGAUGGGGAGGAGGAGCCUACGAGGCCUAUACAUGGCAACUGCAUUGGCAAGGUGAUGUUCUUGACGGCCGUUGCUAGGCCAAGGUGGGAUCGUGAAGGAAACGUGACCUUCUCUGGGAAAAUCGGUAUCUGGCCAUUCGUGAAAGAAGUUCCUGCUCAGAGGAGAAGUGAUAACAGGCCCAGAGGUACAAUAGAGACAAAGUCAAUAAAGGUGGACAGAAAAGUGAUGAGGGAGUUCCUAAUAGAGAAGGUCUUGCCAGCGAUACAAGCAGUUUGGCCUGAAAGUGAUGCUGGACAGACCAUCUACAUUCAACAGGAUAAUGCUAAGCCCCAUAUCUUGCCAAAUGACCCAGAAUUUAUAGCGGUUGUCGCAAAAACUAGACUUGACAUCAGAAUAAUACAACAACCUGCCAACAGUCCUGAUUUGAAUAUGCUUGACCUUGGGUUUUUCAACUCGCUGCAAUCCUGA
Molecule: messenger RNA, 861 nt
Organism: Aegilops tauschii subsp. strangulata
Lineage: Eukaryota; Viridiplantae; Streptophyta; Magnoliopsida; Poales; Poaceae
Source: RefSeq, a predicted model, not a curated record